AGCGGAGGCGAAAAAGGAGGAGGAAGAAAACGCGAAACGGACAACAAAGCAGGCGCGAGAAAAGGAAAAAUAUCCGCACAAAUCUCCCGGAAAACGCAAUCAAAGAAUCAGCCAAAACGGAGGCGCGCAGGCUAGCGGAGAUCGCGGCGAUGGAGAAGAAGGCGUCGCUGCGCCGCUACAAGAAGGCCGCCCGCCACAGUGCGACGCACUCGAGCAGCUCGGACUCCACCUCGGACUCGGACAGCGGGAGCAGCUCGUACAGCAGCACGGACAGCGAGCAGGGCGUGGGCGUGGGCGGGGUGGGCGGUCCCGGCGGCGGCCUCGGUGGUCCCGGCAGCGGCGGCGGCGGCGGCAGCGUCCACGGCCAUCCCCAUGCCCAUGGCGUCCAUGGCCAUCAUCCGCGCUCCGCGGAGCGCCAUCAUCGCAAGAAGAAGAGUUCCCGGCGCGGUGGGAGCUCGUCGGGUGAUGAGCCAUCAUCGCGCCGCAAGCGGGACAAACGGGAUCAUGUGCAAAAGAAGCUGGUGGCCAAGCGGAAUCACAUCAAGCGAAAGUUGAAGGAGGCGCGCCUCAAGAAGAGGGCUGCCGCCGCAUUAAGCGGCCAUGUCCAUCGCUCCCUGUCACCCACAACGCGGGCCAAGCUCAAAAAGCUGGCCGAACGGAAGCGUCUGAGGGCCGCCAGCAAGGAGCAGCGGGAGCGGGAUAAGCUGCGCGCCGUCCAGCGGGACAGGGAGCGCGACCAUCACCGGUUGGGCAGCAGCAGGAGUCCGCCGAGCAGCAGCACCACCACCACCACCAAGAUACGCAUCCACCAGGACAUCGUGGGCAAGCGGCAGAAGAGUCCAGGCCUGGGCUCUGGACUUGGAGGCGGAGGCAGCAGCUCGUCCUCACGAAUGCACCACCAGCUGAUGUCGCGGGAGAAGAUCAUCAUCCAGACCAGAGCACGCGGACGCACUCCGUCCCUGGAGCGGGAACGUGAAAGGGAGCGUGAGCGAGAACGGGAAAGGGAACGCGAACGCCACGAUCUCUCCCUGCGAGAGCGGGAUCGAAGAGAUCGAGAACGUGAGCGGGCGGAACGAGAAGCGGCCAGGGACAAGGAGCGAGCCGAAGCCUUGGCCCGCUGCCAGGAGCGUCAGCGGGAGCGGGAACGUUUGGCUCGCGAGAAACUGCGCCGCCAGGAGGAGGAGGAGGGCGGCAAGCGGGGCGGUCCGGGACGAGACCUAGAUCUCCCGCCAUACGGCAGCCGGGAGCGAUCCCUUGACACCGUGGAAAGGGAACGGGAGCGCGAACGUGGCGGUCGUCAUGUGCGCGAUAAGCGGGAGCUGGAUCCCUAUGAGCGGGAGCAGGAGUACCUGGAGGAGCGACAUGGCCACGGGCUGAUAGACGAGAUGCGAAGGUAUCGGCGCAGGGAUCUCAGUCCCCUGCCCGAGCACUAUGCGCCCAGGAUGCGGGAUCCCCGAGAAAUGUAUUCGGAGGAAGAACGGGAAAGGGCCUACAAGCGCGCCUAUCUGGAUGCCCGCUACUCCUCGCGGGAACGGGAAGCCUGGCUUGAGGCCCGUGAGCUGCGGGAGCGGGAGCUGCAGGGACGCGAGUACCGCGAACUCGAGACAGAGGAUAGCCUGUAUCCGGACGAGCGGGAGCGUCUGAUCCGCGACAGGGAGCGGGAUCGGGAGCGAGAGCAACGUGAUCGGGAGAGGGAACGCAAUAUUGGGCCACGUGGCGAUUUCCGGCCGGAAUGGGAGCGCGACUGGGAGGAGGAGGGCGGCGGCGGUGGCGGUCCCGGAGGCCCCAGUGGCACCCCGGGUCGGCCCGUCGGCUUUGUGGGCGGACCGAAGCGUGGCAAGCCCCCAACGCACACGGGCGGAGGACCUUCCUCGCAGCAGCAACACCACUCAGCUUCAGAGCCCGACUGGGAUGCCGAUGAGCGUGAGAGGGAGCGGGAACGGGAGCGAGAACGAGAGCGCGAUCGGGAACGGGAACGCGAGAGAGAUCGCGAGGAUCGGCCGGACACCGGAGGCGGCGGUGGCGUUGGUGGCGACAGACCGUCGAUUAAAAACGAGCCCGCUUGGCUGGAGCACGAUCAGCGGGAGAAGCCCCGCGCCUGGCAGCAGCAGCAGUCGUCCAAUUCUGGCGGUGAUUGGCGAGAUAACGAUGAUGCUCCGCCACCACCCUCCCAUCCGCAUCCGGCUUCUCCGCACCACCAUGUCCAUCCAAGGGGCGAGCGUGGAUCGGGCAGAGGCUUCCGGCGCGGUGGCCACGGUGGUCAUGGCGAUCACGGCGAUCGGCCCGGCUACAGGUCCCAUCCGCCUCCGCUGAUGACGUUGCCGGUACAGCCACCCGGCGGCUAUUCCCGGGGGUUUCCUCACAAACGCUUACCCUAUGGCGGUGGCCGAGAUGGAGGUGGUCUGGGCGGCCGGGACGGAGGACUGGCCGGCUCCUCUGGUUUCCUCAAGAAGCACACACACGCACCGCUCGUCUCGCCGACGCAGACACCACUGUUGAAUCCCCUCUUGAACGCCGCCGGCAAACCGAAUGCUGCCGCUCAAGCGAGCGCUGUGGCUGCCGCAACUACUGCAGUGGCAGCGGCCAAGGCGGCGGCCCAGAGUGCCGCCAAUGCCACAACCAACCCCGGAAUACUAGCUCAGGUGAGCAAACUGAACACCGUGUGCAUCAAGCAGGAGGACGCCUCCGAGGACUCGGCAGGCACACCGGAGCUGGGCGCCCAGGACUCGCCUACGCAAAAUCUGAACCAGUCGCUGACCUCCGAGGGCAAUCCCGUGAAGCUGGAGCCAAUGCGCACCACCGUCGCCGGUGAGGGUGAGCUGAGCGAGAUCAGCGACAGCGACGACGACAUCCUCAACAAGACGGACAAGGUGCGGCCCAAGAGCGAGCUGCCAGCAGAAAGGGAACAGGAAAUGGACACCAACGGAGUGGAGGUGACGAAGAACGAGUGCCUGCAUGGCGUGGCCGGGCACCCGAUCAAGGGCGAGGAGGUCGACGAGGUGCUGGACUUUGAGGAGAUAUCCGAUGGCGAGCUGGAGGAGGACGCUCGGCACAAAGGCAUUGGCGACGCCCUGGGCGUGGACUGGCAGGGAUUGAUAGCCGAGACCCGACAGCAGGCCACCGAGGCCCAGGCGGCGCAACAGGGCGUGGACCGCGGCACCUCCGCCAAGCAGCGAUGGCAGCCGCAUCGCGUGCUCCUCGACAUGGGCAUCUCGUUCGGGAUGGCGGGCGAGAGCUACGCCCGCCGCGUGAUGGAGGAGGCCCGACAGCAGUUGAUCCAGGAGAAGGAGCAGUGCCAGCAGCGCGAACGGGAACGCGAACUGGAUGGAGACGGCGAGCCGCCGGCCAAGAUGUCCUCGCCGUUGCUCGACUACCGUGAAUUUCUGGCCAGUCAGCAGCAACUGGAGCCACUGGCAUGCGUGCAGAUGGGUCUGCGCAGUGCCGCUGCAGAGCGCCAACGAUUGGUGGGCAACGUAUGCGGUCCGGGCAGUCGGGCCCUGAGUGCUCGCCAGGACUUGCGACUGCGCCGCCAGCUGUGCGGUCUGCCGGCCCGGGAGUGCGAGUUCCCGCGCAGUGUGCCGAUCGUGGGCGAAGGACUGCGGAACCUGGCCAUGCAGAUGUUCCAGCGCCGGCUCCUAGAUGUCAAAUGAGAUCCGAUGCCCGGCGAGAUGGCGAGGCGGCAUCGCAAGCCGCGUCACUAUCGACUGGACAUACAGAUCUUCAUGGGUGGCCAGGAGGGCAAGGAGCGCGGACGGGGGCAUUACUAGAAGAUGAUUGUUUGAAGUAAGCUUAGUAAUUGUAAGAUACAUCUUGAUGUGGAUUCCUCUUCUAUGAAAAUUGUGAAUAUCAAUGCAUAAAUACAUAUACAUAUAUACAUGUUCUUAAUAAAAGUUACUGUCCUAUUAAA
Drosophila suzukii is the source of this 3907-nucleotide messenger RNA. It is a transcript of the gene Flacc, whose product is annotated as Fl(2)d-associated complex component. Gene Ontology annotation, cellular component: RNA N6-methyladenosine methyltransferase complex. The record is from RefSeq and is a predicted model, not a curated record. NCBI's taxonomy places the organism in Eukaryota, Metazoa, Arthropoda, Insecta, Diptera, Drosophilidae.